This is a messenger RNA of Gilbertella persicaria, 738 nucleotides long. RefSeq lists its product as uncharacterized. Gene Ontology annotation, cellular component: U2-type prespliceosome; U1 snRNP. Lineage: Eukaryota; Fungi; Mucoromycota; Mucoromycetes; Mucorales; Choanephoraceae. The annotation marks the transcript as partial. The record is from RefSeq and is a predicted model, not a curated record. Gene Ontology annotation, molecular function: mRNA binding. The transcript is spliced from 4 exons. Gene Ontology annotation, biological process: mRNA splice site recognition.
CUAGAUUAUCAAAAAGCUAUGCUGGAAGAGCUCAUGUCUCAAUAUGUAGACGUGGACAAUAAAGAUUUUUGGGAUGAUAGUGUAUGCAAACACUAUCUUGUUGCCUUUUGUCCUUCUCAAUUAUUUACCAACACGAAAUCUGACUUGGGUGCCUGUGACAAGAUCCAUAAUGACCGCUUAAAGGAAAAGUACCAAAAAUCAGAUAAGAGCAAGUACCCUUAUGAAAAUGACUUUUAUGACUACCUCACCAAACUUAUUGCUGAUCUCUCUCGCAAAAUCCGUCAAGGCAAUGGUCGUUUGAACAUUCAGCUUGAUGAUAGAGCUGCUGAACAACGUAAAGAAGAAAGAGAAGAAAAGAUGGUCUUGAUGGAUGUCAAAAUCAAAGAAUUGAUCCAAAAGGUGGAAGAAGCAGGUGAAGAAGGCCGUGUCCAAGAAGCCACUGACUUGCAAAACCAAGUGGACAAACUCCAAGAAGAACUGAUUCAGUUCAAACAAGUAAGUCACAUGAUUUAUUCGGAAAAGCGUAUGGAGGUAUGCGAUGUUUGUGGCGCGUUUUUGGUAACAAACGAUUCUUCCGAUAGAUUAGAAGCACAUUAUCAAGGUAAACAACAUCAAGGCUAUCUCAAAAUUAGAGAUACCAUUGAACAAAUGAGAGUAAGUAGAUACAUAACGAGUGAGAAUCAUACUAACAUAAUCACAGCAAACGCGUCAACAAAGACAACCUACUACUUACAAUAA